This is a messenger RNA of Rattus rattus (black rat), 4305 nucleotides long. RefSeq names its product protein phosphatase 1 regulatory subunit 13 like (gene Ppp1r13l). The transcript is spliced from 13 exons. Gene Ontology annotation, molecular function: transcription factor binding. The record is from RefSeq and is a predicted model, not a curated record. Gene Ontology annotation, biological process: regulation of transcription by RNA polymerase II; positive regulation of cell differentiation. Bases 1300 to 3768 code for a protein of 822 amino acids. NCBI's taxonomy places the organism in Eukaryota, Metazoa, Chordata, Mammalia, Rodentia, Muridae.
GACCCCAGAGCCCCUGAUCCUGGCUUGAAACGGGGUGAGGGUUAGUGUCGGGUGAGACUUGUAGAUUGCCCUCGUGGACUUAAGUGUCCUGAAUGAGAAGCAUUCCGCACGGCUCCGCGGCAGGUAGAGGUGUAGCUGGUCGACCCCUCUCUGCCCCGCGUCCCAAGUAAACAGCGGCACGUGGACGUGGGAUUUGGGGGACGUGUCCACGUCCCACCCCAGCAGGACUGCAGCGCGUGGGGUGGCGGGUGGAGCCGCGGGACGGUGGCGAGACAGGGUGACUGGACUGCAUUCCUGGCCGGUGUGUCAGCGUCGCGGCCCACCCCCUCUGCGGAGAUUUUGGAGACUCCUCCAGAAUUGGGGUGCCUUCUUCUGAGGCUUUUGAGAACAGAGGGAGCCAAGCCUACGAAGGGGUGUUCCCUCCGCCAGGAAUCUUCAGACUAUGUGUCCCCCUCGCGCGUGGGCGAGAAACUCUGCGGCUCGCCUUUUGUGGGCUUCAAGACUCCAAUUCCCAGAUGACUCGAAGGUGGCUGGCGAUGGACGUCGGUCAGGAGUGUUGCUGGGGAUUGUAGUCCAGCUUGUUGCUAGGCACGCCAGUGAAUCGCCAAUGCUGUGAUGUUGUUUUUGAGACAAGGUCUCUUUAUGUAGUCCAGGCUAGCUUGGAACCCGCUAUAUAGACCAGGAUGGCCUUGAACUGCGCCUGUCUCUGCCUUCUAAGUGCUAGGAUUAGAAGUCCAUUAUUUUUGUUUUUUGUUUUAUUUAGACAGAUAACCCGGGUGUUGGAGUCCUGAUUAAAGUGGGUCCUUUUCUCGCCAUAGUAUUGGGUCGUGUGAAUUUCUCCGCGUCUCCCAUCUCCUUGUUAAGUGUCCAAAUCUUCACUCAGGCAAGGGGAAACUGAGCCUGGAGGAGUGGGAAAAGGCUUAGGAGUUCUUCCCUUGUAUCCAUAGUGAGGUGAGAGGCUAAACUCUCGUGCAUUUCGCCGUCCAGGACGCCCACGAUCUUCUGGACCUAGUUCUGGCUGACUGUCAAAUGGAUCGCGCCUGACUCCAAAUGGAAAUGUCCCUGGCAGCGCUCCGCCCACUCGGGACUACAAAUCCCAAGGUGCUCUAGGCAACCGCAGCUCCCCCUCCUCUGUGGGACACGCCUCCCUCCAGUCAGAGUCACGUCGUCUAACCUGUUCCCGGGAGACUGCCCCGCCCCGUCCUCCGCUCCCCGCCGCUGGAGCUGGAGCCGGAGCCCGAGGAAAAGCCCCCCGGUGCCAGGAUCUGCCCCGACGCGCACCCUGCUCCGGCCGGCACCAUGGACAGCGAGGCAUUCCAACAGGCGAGGGACCUUCUGGAUCUGAACUUCCAGUCGCUGGCCAUGAAGCACAUGGAUCUGAAACAGAUGGAGCUGGACACCGCUGCUGCCAAAGUGGACGAAUUAACCAAGCAGUUGGAGUCGUUGUGGUCAGACUCGCCAGCUCCUCCUGGCACACAGGCUGGAGUUCCCUCUAGGAUGUCCCGGUACAGCACCAGCCCUGUCCCGGAGCAUUUUGGCAGCAGAGGGUCCCUACAGAAGAUAGCCGCCGAUGGCGUAGAGGCCCGUUUUGGACGCUCAGAGAGUGCCCCGUCCCUGCACCCUUACAGCCCUCUGUCUCCCAAGGGCCGUCCGUCCUCGCCGCGCACCUCCAUCUACCUGCAGCCUACAACACCUGACCCCUACAGCAGCCUGGAUCGGGCGCCAUCGCCCAGACCCCGCGCCUUCGACGGAGCAGGCAGUCCCCAUGGUCGGGCGCCGUCCCCGCGGCCGGGGACUGGCCCAGUGCGGCAGCCGGGUCCCCCGACCCCUUUUGACUACCUAGGACGCGCAGGGUCCCCCCGGGGCAGCCCUCUAGCAGAGGGACCCCAGGCCUUCUUCCCGGAGCGAGGACCUUCCCCACGCCCGCCCGCUGCAGCCUAUGACACAUCGGGGAGCCCUCUGCUGGGCGCGGGUGGCAGUGCCUUCGCCCCGCCACUUCGCGCACAAGAUGACUCGACGCUGCGCCGGAGGCCCCCGAAAGCCUGGAACGAGUCUGACCUGGAUGUAGCCUACGAGAAAAAGUCUUCACAGACAGCAAGCUAUGAACGGCUGGAUGUCUUUACGCGGCCUGCCUCGCCAGGCCUGCAGCUCUUACCCUGGAGAGAGAGCAGCCUGGAUGGGCUGGGGGCCAGUGGCAAGGACAACAUCACCAGUGCCACAUUGCCACGCAACUACAAGGUGUCCCCUCUGGCCAGUGACAGGCGUUCUGACGUUGGCAGCUACCGCCGCUCCAUGGGCUCUGCAGGGCCCUCAGGCACUUUGCCCCGUAGCUGGCAGCCCGUCAGCCGCAUUCCCAUGCCUCCCUCCAGCCCUCAGCCUCGCAGUACCCCGCGCCAGCGCCCCAUCCCCCUCAGUAUGAUCUUUAAACUCCAGAAUGCUUUCUGGGAACAUGGAGCCAGCAGGGCUGUGCUCCCGGGAUCCCCCAUCUUCUCCCGAGCACCCCCACCUAAGCUGCCUCCCCAGCCACCCCCUCAGCCACAGCUGCUACCCCAACCCCAACCUCAGAUGCCCCCCCAGUCCCAGCCUCAGCCUCAGACUCCAGGACCUCAGCAGACUUGGUCCCCCAUGAAUGAAGGCCUCCUCAAACCCCCUGCCGAGCUGGAGCCAGAGCCCGAGCUGGAGGGACUACUGGCUCCCGUGCUGGAGUCUGGGGAUGCAGAUGAAGGCACCGUCACGAGGCCCCUCAGCCCUACCAGGCUGCAGCCAGCGCUGCCACCCGAAGCACAGACCGUACCUGAGCUGGAAGAGGUGGCCCGAGUGCUGGCAGAGAUUCCUCGACCCCUCAAACGCAGAGGCUCCAUGGAGCAGAGCCCUGCUGCCGCCCUGCCUCCCACCCACAAGAAACAGUACCAACAGAUCAUCAAUAGACUCUUCCAUCGUCAUGGUGGCCCAGGGCCUGGAGGGCCUGAGCCUGAGCUGUCUACAAUUACAGAGGGAUCUGAGGCCAGGGCAGGGCCCCCUGCUCCCGCCCCUCCAGCUCCUAUCCCACCCCCAGCCCCAGCCCAGAGCAACCCUCCAGAGCAGCCUCAGAGCAUGGAGAUGCGCUCAGUACUGCGCAAAGUAGGGUCCCCACGCAAGGCUCGGCGCGCUCGCCUCAACCCACUGGUGCUGCUGUUGGAUGCAGCGCUGACUGGAGAGCUGGACGUGGUACAGCAGGCGGUGAAGGAGAUGAAUGACCCAAGCCAGCCCAACGAGGAGGGCAUCACCGCCCUGCACAAUGCCAUCUGCGGUGCCAACUACCCCAUCGUGGACUUCCUCAUCGCCGCGGGCGCCAAUGUCAACUCCCCUGACAGCCAUGGCUGGACGCCACUGCAUUGUGCCGCUUCCUGCAACGACACUGCCAUCUGCACGGCACUGGUGCAGCACGGUGCGGCCAUCUUCGCCACUACACUCAGCGAUGGUGCCACCGCCAUUGAAAAGUGUGACCCUUAUCGUGAGGGAUACGCAGACUGUGCUACCUAUCUGGCAGACGUCGAACAAAGCAUGGGACUGAUGCACAAUGGCGUUGUGUAUGCGCUCUGGGACUACAGCGCAGAGUUUGGGGAUGAGCUGUCCUUCCGGGAGGGCGAGUCAGUCACUGUGCUGCGGAGAGACGGGCCAGAGGAGACCGACUGGUGGUGGGCGGCACUGCACGGUCAGGAAGGCUAUGUGCCGCGCAACUACUUCGGGCUCUUCCCUAGAGUGAAGUCUCAGCGGAGCAAAAUCUAGUAGGAAUGAAGGAUGAUCGUAAAGGAGAAAAGUGCACCGCCAGCCUGCCUUCCACCCAGACCUGCCCGAUCCAUCUAACUAAUCUGCCGCUAUUCUCCAGAGGGGUUCUGCCUGCACCGGAAAUUCUCUGCUCAAGGGCGGCUCAAGGGAGGGCAGCCCCAGACUGAAGAUUACGAAGCUGCCUUAAGCAUUGGGGUGAGGUGGAGCUGGGGACAUUUGGGGGCAGGAACUCCCACCCCGCCCCCAACACACACACACUUGCCAAAUCAGAUCUGGUUCUAAGUGCCUCCUACUGGCAGCAAGCCACUGCACUAUCCCAGCUGAGCCUGGGAGGCUACCCAACCCUUCUCUCUGAGUCCUUUCUUCCUCUCACCUGGAAGUCCCCGUUCUUCCCAGCAGCCUCCAUUCCUCCCAGAAGCCUUGGGGCCUGUGUGAGGCCCCCAUUUCCCCAACCAAGUGCCUUCACACCAUGUGGCUUACUGUUUAUAAUGACGCGGAAACUGUUUCCUUUAUAAAUAAAGGUCGUUUGCCCAGCAA